Molecule: messenger RNA, 640 nt
Organism: Dentiscutata heterogama
Lineage: Eukaryota; Fungi; Glomeromycota; Glomeromycetes; Diversisporales; Gigasporaceae
Source: the annotation of a GenBank genome assembly
AGAAUUAGAAGAAGAAAAUGAUGAUGAUGAAUAUGUCAUGCGUCUAUCAUUUAAAUAUUUGACAAAUGAAAAUUUAAACGAAUCGCAAAUUAAACAAAUAAAUGAUGAUUUUGCCAUAGAAAUUAUUCCUAGGCUGUAUUUGGGAAGUAAGCGAGCAGCUUUAGAUGAAGAUUGGUUAAAGUAUAAUAAAAUUACAGAUAUUCUUACCGUUGCCCAAGAUAUUAAGCCACGUUUUCCUAAAUCAUUCGUGUAUAAAGUGAUCCCAAUAAGAGAUAGCGAAUCACAAGACAUAUCAAAAUAUUUCGAAGAAACUUUUAUGUUUAUUCAGAAUGUUUUAGAUCAAGAAGAUAGAAGAAUUCUCGUUCAUUGCGAAAUGGGAAUUUCACGUAGUCCAACUGUUGUUAUUGCUUAUAUUAUGAGAUCUCAGAAGAAAUCAUUAAAGGAAGCGGUAAUCUUUGUUAAAGAAAGAAAAUCCUUUGUUCGACCAAAUUCAGGUUUUUAUAGGCAACUAAAAGAAUUUGGGUCAGAAUUAUCGCUUAAAAAUGAUUCAGAUUCAGAAUCGGAACUAUUGAACCAACUCGAUGGAAUUGUGGUUCAACAAUGGGAUGUUUUAUUUUCAGCAUAUGGGUGGAAUUUUUGA